Messenger RNA from Engraulis encrasicolus (European anchovy), 2979 nucleotides. RefSeq names its product UBA-like domain containing 1a (gene ubald1a). The record is from RefSeq and is a predicted model, not a curated record. Gene Ontology annotation, molecular function: protein binding. The coding region runs from base 302 to 946 and encodes 214 amino acids. Lineage: Eukaryota; Metazoa; Chordata; Actinopteri; Clupeiformes; Engraulidae. The transcript is spliced from 3 exons.
ACGGUUUAGCGUGCGUAAAACCUAAAUAAUGAUAUGUUGAUAUAUACAGCGCGACUCCUACGGCAACUAUUUGAGGCAUACAAAUCCCACGGAUAUCUCCAGUCUUCUCAUUGGUUGUCGUGUUGUGUCAAUCCAGGGGCUCCUCUACUCUAUCGCCUCUACAGUAGGUAAAUAUUUGUGUUUGCUCUGCCGGCUGUAAUGGUGGACGACUGAAAGGGGAGCGAGCGAAGUAAACCCUCAAAAAACGGAAUCGCGACCCAAACACUACAGCCGCACGGCUCGACAAUAAGCUCCGGCGAAUAUGGAUGAACUUAAACAUCAAGUUAUGAUAAACCAGUUCGUCCUGACAGCUGGAUGCGCGGCCGAUCAGGCGAAACAACUAUUGCAGGCGGCACAUUGGCAAUUCGAGACGGCGUUAAGUGCGUUUUUCCAAGAGACUAAUAUACCAUACGGCCACCAUCAUCAAAUGAUGUGCACACCGGCCAACACGCCAGCCACGCCUCCCAACUUCCCCGACGCGCUCACCAUGUUCUCCCGGCUGAAGGCCUCUGAGAGCUUCACCAGUGCCAGCGGCGGCAGCCCCGGCAUGGGGGGCAUGGGCGCCCCCAUGGGAUCCUUAGGCUCCAUGGCCACCUCCCCGCCCCCGCCUCCCCCACCCAUGGGCAUGGGCAUGGGGAUGGGCAUGGGCAUGGGCAUGGGCAUGGGCUGGGGCGUCUCCCCAUCGCCCACAAUGCCCGGCCACCACCACCAGCAGGCGGGAAUAUGGACUCAGGGCUCCCCUUUACCUCCGCCGCCGCCCCCACACCACCAAGCCAUGCAGCAUCCACACGCCCACGCUCACGCUCACGCUCACUCUCAAGCGCACCAUCAGCAGCACGGAUGGCCGUCAGGCGUGAACCAGCAAGUGGAGCAGAAGGCUAGCGUAGCGAUGGAGGCCGAGAGAUGAGGCGGCGGCAAGAGACACUUUUUGUUCGCGUUUUUAGGAUUUAAAACAGGCCCCCCUCUCUCUCUCUCACUCUCCUUUCCUCCCCUCCUCUGUCCCUCUCUCCCUCCCUCCCACUCCCCUGGUCCAGUACCUGCCAUCAUCACCAAAUUAACCCUUCCCCUCCCUUCUUCUUCGACAGCACCUCACUUUUUACGUCUGCAUAGCCUUGGGAGAGGGAAGUGGGGUGGGUGGGGUUGGAGUCGGGGAGUUAGGAGGGCGAUUUGAUUGGGUGGUUGGGAGGAGAGGGGGCGGGACACUCUACUUUCUUAUUGGCCGUGGGCAGAGGAAGGAGGAGGAGCCACACAACCAAGAUGAAAACGGAGAAAAAAAAUACCAAGCAACACAGACAAUUACAAGAAGGGGAGAGAAAAACACAAUGCAAGGUUGAUGAAACUAAUAAUAAUAAUAACGAUAAUCAUAAUAAUAAUGAUGAUAAUGAUAAUAAUAAUAAUAAUAAAGACGUAAACGAGAAAAAAAAAUACAAAAAUGCACACCAUAUUACCGAGUAAGAAAGCAAGUGAUAAAAAAAACUUCUUAGAUUUUUUUUUGUUCAUUUUAAAGAAAGCAUAGUUUAAAAAUAUAUACGUAUAUAUAUAUAUUAAAAAAAAAUAUCUAUAUAAAAAUGGAACUGACCCCGUCAAGCCCAAGGAUUUGUGAUACUCACAGACAAGAUGGACAAUUUUAAGCAACUGUUUCUAAUUUUCUUUUUCUGUCAUCUGGUGUCUUAUCUGUGUGUGAGAACUCAGCAGUUUGCGUUGCAUGAAGAAUUGGAAUCCGUCAUUUUAAAGGUUUUCAAGGUUUAUUUCCGGACUUUUCUUUCUCAGACAUACAUGUGGACAGUGUGGAACAACCACACAUACAUACAUAUUCACAACUACACUAACGAACACACAACAAUACACUCAAUACACAACUUGUACAAGAAACCAGGACUUUUUUCUCUCGUUCCAUUGGACAAUGGGACUCUGUACUCUGCUUACCUCAUUGGUCACCUGACUUUCUUCAAACCAAUCAGGGAAUCACGAUUGUUCCUAACCAAGGACAUUUUUAAAUUACAUCGGAGACCUUUCAUUCAUAUAUUGUCGGUAGGCAUUUUCAUAGUUGAACAUCUCCUGCUUUCAAGUGGGGCAACGACAGAGUUGAACAGGAAAUACCCCCCAGGAAAUACUCCCCAACCCUGAAGAUGUGUGGGUAUUUUGUGGAGGACAGUUCAUUCUAUGUAGUGUUUUUUUAAGGUUUUCAUUGAGACUGGGUUGCGAGCUGUUGGAUAGUAAAGACGGGUGUUUUUGAAAUACGUAACUAAGGCCGCUAAAAAGUUCUUUUUUUAAAUAAAAAAAGAGAAGCUACACAAAACCUGACUACUAUAUAAUAAGAAAUGUUUGUAAGCAGACUUGCCACUUUGCAUGAUGUACGCAAAUGCAUACCUACCAUCUUUUGUAGUUUGUUGCUUUUUUGGGGGAAUUCGACAUGACUUGUAUUGUUUUCCUUUCAAAUUUUCAGUCAAAAAUAUUUUUUUUCUUUCAUUCUUCUAUGAACCAUCUCUCACCUUUAAAAGCAACUGCUGAGAUAGCAGUUAAGAGCCAUUAUGGCCAACCUGGAAUCCAUAGUUACAACCCAGUGCCACGUUUUCCAAAUGACCUGGUUUUACCUGCCUAUUUCAACCAGGUGAUCAUUCAACCAGGCAAUCACCUGCUUGAAUUGGGCAGGUAAAACCAGGUCAUUUGGAAUAUGUGGCACUGGAUUCUGAGUCCAGGUUGCCCAUAUAUAGCUGGUAAAGAGUAAAAGAGGGAGAGACAUUGACAUACAUUACGUAAUACUCAAGUUCAGGGUAGCACUCAUCACUUUUCUAGGGCCUGUUUCUUUAAAAAGGACAAAACCAGACAAAAAAAAUAUAAAUAAAACGUUUCUAUUCUUGGUCCACCUUUUUUCUCGUAAGGAUGAGUACUACACAUAAUGUUCACCGUGGUACACUAUCAGUAACCCAUUAUUAUUAU